GGUGUCUUUGUCGGAAUGUAAACAAACAAGAUGGCUGGCCACGUGCCGGGGGGAAGAAUAUGACAGCUGAGGACAGGGUGCGGUACAGCUGUCACGGGGCACUCACCACACCCUCACCCUGCCACCCUGCUACCCUACCGCCCCAUCACCCUGCCAGAUGCGGCCGAGUACCUUCCUGCUGGAGGUGGUGGUGGGGGAACUGUCACUCACCUCCCACCUCUCCCGCCCUGUCACCUCCCCCGCUGUGUGUGUUCAGAUACGCGGCGGCCCUCCCCUGGUCAUCCCCUACCUGCCUCCGGCCUUCACCAGCACCCUUGGCCCACCACAGACACACCCAGGCAGUUUAUGUUCCAACGAGGCAAGUCCUGCAUAUUCUCGGCUCCUUGGCACCCUUUGUCGCUUCCAAGGGGGCCAGUGUGAAGGUGGAGGUGUUGCGUAGUGCCAGUGACGGUGUGGGUGUCCAGAGUGCCUUGGUUGGGUGCCACGAGGGGUGUUUAGUGCCACAGGGUGAGUCUGCAACGCUUAUGGUUCUCAGGGGUACGUUGCUGCUCACCGGGAGAGACAGAGAGAGUGUUGGUGCUAUCUCCAUCUCUAUCUCCAUGAAAUGUCUCGGUGUGGAGGUCCCAGCGGGUGGUAGGAUAAGCCACACACCCACAGGAGUCCCCGGUAUCUACGAGGAGUCCUUCAGUGUCCUACAGGAUGCGCAGGUUCCUUAUGAAAACCUCCCUGCUUCUGAGAGGAUAGCACUCAGGAUAGCCAGCCUUGAGGAUCCGGCCAGUGCCAGCUUCCCACCCCCUAUGCGAGCUGCCCCGGGGGAGUGGGAGAGGUGGCAGGAUUCCCCCAGGCGGGUAGGGGAGCUGGCCCAACCCUUGCCUAUCAUGUACUUAGGGUGGGAUGCGGAGGGCGAAAGAGUAUGGGAGGAGAAGUUGGCUUUGAUGGACCAGGAGAAGAAGCAAGACAGUGAGGGCGAGGUGGAUGGUGGGCGGGAAAGUGACCAAGACAGCGACACACCACCCAAGAACACCAGCCACACUAGAAAACCUAACAGGAAGCCCAAACAUCAACACCAUUCACCCAAAACCAAACGGAGACAGCCACGCAAGCACGCACAAACACACUCGCAGUCCUCUCGGCCUCGCGGAUGGCUAAGGUCCACCCCGCUGGCCCCACAAUGCACCGCUAAGCCACCCAGACUCAACCGCACGCAUCUUCUCCGCCUCGCUGCUUCUAACUCUCAGCUGGACCGCGAUUUGAAGGCCGAAGUGGAGCGGAGGGUGAGAAGUCGCGUCAGGGAUUUAGAAGACGAUUUCCUCACCCUCAUUGGAAAGUUGGCAACGAAACGGACCUCCAGGGUAAACUAUGGCACCUCGGCGUCUGUUGUAGCCACACGCCGGACCCUCCAGAGUGUCGGGUGCCAGACGGACAGUGCCAGGGAGAGAGUGCCAGUAAAUGUGGUGAAUGAUGGCAGCGUUUCCCCGUACCAGUUCUUACAGCAUGACACAUCACCACACCGUCACACACCACCGCCACAGGAAACCACCCCGCACCACUCCUGCGAGACGAAAGGCACUCAGACGGACGCUAAACACACACCUGAGCAUAGAGUAACAAAAAACACACGUACUGACAAACAAACAUUGACAGAACCUCCUCCAAACACACUAACCAACAAACCCAAACACAAACCACAGGACUCAAACACAGGACCGCUUGCAGAGACACCACCUGACGGACUUAACGUGAUAAAGAUAGCGGGAAGAGUUUUAGCCGCUCCAGUAACAGGGAGAUCAACAAGAGAGGCUGCUGGGACCUGUGACAAUGCGAGACUCUUACUGGGCGACAUACCGAAGAAUUUGACAUAUGUGAUUGGGCCGGAUGGGGAGAAAGUGUAUGUGGGAAUUGAGGAAGCGAGAGGGAGAGAUGGAGAGAGAGAGCAAGGAAGAGGAGAGGGAGAGAUGCGAGUGGAGAAGAGAGGAGGAAAAGGAAAAUAUGAAAAGGAAGAGGAAAACAGUGAAAGGCAAAUAAGUGAAAGAAUACCUCACACCUCCUCCUCUUCCUCCUCCUCCUCCUCCUCCUCCUCCUCCUCCUCCUCCUCCUCCUCUCCAGCUCCUCCUUUGACCCCCAGGCCCUCCAAACACCCGUUCCUUACCCCAGGGGAGCAGCCACUAAGAGAACCAUCACAAGACACCUGGGGCCUCACAUACACCAUCCACCCUGCUGACCAACACACAUCCACAUCCACACGCAAAUCCACCCCAGCCACGCACCUCAGCAGCUCUUCCGUGGAUGCGGGUGGUAGUGGAGAGGUGGAGGAGGAAGUGGAGGAAGGAAGAAGAGGUGGAGGAAGGUUCAAGUGCCUCCAGUGUUUCAAAUGAAGUGUUUCGGGAGAUAUGGAAAGGUCGCAAGGCCGAUCUGCUCUCCGCCAUAGCCAGCAGUCCACUACAUUCUGUCGGUGAGUCCCUGCUGAGUCCACCCACCAGCGCUCCACACUCGCAACCAAGUGGAGUGGUGGAUGGCUCCCUAAACUCCACCUCUGCCGCCUCCACUCACUCCAAGAGGCAGAAAAACACACCAAAAGACGAUUCACUAUACCAAACUAAACCACAAAAGACUAGUGAUCAAUUUGGCACUAUUAAUGGCACUAGUAGGCCUCUCAGUGCCAGAUCUUCAGGUACAAGUAUAAGUGACAUUAGUGCCAGAAUCGCGGCCUCCUCGUGGCACGGAAGAUUGAAGUGCCAAGGCUCAACACAGAGUCUGUUAGUUCAUAUGUGCCAUCUGAUCAAUCUGGCACUCUCUCUUCUAUGUCUGAUGUGCUGAUGUCUCCCUCAUCCUCCUCCUCUGACUGACUGUGGUGGUGGUGGUGGUGGUGGUGGUAUAGUGGUGAUGUGUUAACCCCUUCAGUACUGGGACACAUUUUUACCAUGAGAUUUGUGUGUGAUUAGACCGUUUUAUUUGCAUUAGGAAGAGGUUAUGGAGGUCAGAAGAUUAAUGGUCAUAGUUUUCACCAUUUUAAUCCCCACGUAAAUUUCCGAAGCUGUAUAAAAUCACCAAAUAGUACCCAGAAUACGGAAACGCGUCGUGGUACUGAAGGGGUCAAGCUUUCUCUAAGGUCAUGAAAACUCUCCAAAGUCCAUGAACCGCCACUGCUCCCUGUCAAACUCCCGCUAGUCUUGUUAACCUAUAGAACCAUGAAAGCUUUCUUGAAAACCACCCAGAACCAUUCCACUACAGCCUGGUAAACUGUGUCACUAGUACUGUUAGAUUAUCACCAGAACACUGAGGCUGUCUAACUAUCACUAUAUAAAUAAGACUACAGAAGCAUUAAAAGCACCCUUAAAAAUCUCAGUUAACGUCACCAAAGACAGAUAAGAUAUUGAUACGCUUAGAAAUGCCGUCCAUAGAUAUAUAGAUCACAAUAAGUAUAAUAAUAAAAUGAUUGAAAUAAAGUAAUAUAUACAUUUA
Molecule: messenger RNA, 3462 nt
Organism: Portunus trituberculatus (swimming crab)
Lineage: Eukaryota; Metazoa; Arthropoda; Malacostraca; Decapoda; Portunidae
Exons: 3
Coding region: 60-2375 (771 amino acids)
Source: RefSeq, a predicted model, not a curated record